GGAGCAACAAACAUUGCUCAAAGUUUGAGUAGCAAGGAUGAGCACCUGGAUGAUCAUCAGAUUAAUGGAAGAGAUACCAUGUCAUAUGACAUUAAGCAUCAGCUAGAUGCAGAUGCCGUCAAUGGUAUGAUGAAGCAACUAGUGGAGGAGAGCACAUCUAUCAGAGGAUUCAGUCAGGAAGUAGAGCUUUCAGUUCAUGGAAAUCAGUAGUGAUGAGCAGAUUAGUAUGGGAUAUAACACCUUCAUGGGAAAGGAAUGGUUUCAGUCCUGGCAAAGGUGGUAUGGCAGAAGUUCGCUGUGUGUUUAACAAAAUGUGGCCACAGAAUUAUCACACCAUGUCUGUCAUCCACAAGGUAUGCAGUUAUGACACUGGCCCACCUCUAUUUCUAUCACUUAGCCUAGAUGCUCUUAGGAAAUGGGAUCCAGGAAUACUUCUUGUAGUUAAGACUUAUUCAGAGAUGGGUUGGAACUACACUUCCUUGAUACAGUAUGUUGCUACAAAACAAUGGGACCCUGGGAAGGGAAGCAAAUAUUAUGGGAUCAAGGAAUCAGUUUUACGCCUUGCAACUCCAUCCGAGGAACCAUGGGUGUUGCAUCAGGUAACCAUGGGUGCUACGCCACUUUGGGAUCUAGGCAUAGCCAUGCUAACUUUGAUAUUGGUCACUCUUGCUACUGUUAGCUCAUCAGAAUUUGCCAUAUGGAAGUUCCAACAAACACUAAAGGAUCCUACAGUUAGGUACAACUGCUUUGCAAUUCAAGAAUAUGGUUCAGUUGCUCCCACUCAUGUGUGGCGCAACAAUGCUUUCUGUCCUGGUGUUCUUAUCCUUGCUUUUAUAAUUGAGGAAAGGGUGUUUUUCUCACAGUUUUGGAUCAAGGGCUCUCUCAAGAAAGUCUUGGUGUUCGUUAGUAGCGCUCAUUUUUUCGUAACGUACAGAAAGGAGGCAAAAGUUGAUUGUAUUUCCAUUAUUCUGGCAAGGUUGGACGCAUCUUCAGUGAAGCAGUUGGCUUUGUACAAGUGCACUGUGGAGGUUGGCAAACCUGUGGUGCGCAUACUGCUAAACCUCGUGUUGGGAGAUGUCACGUGCAUCAUACAAAAGAGAUUCAGAUUCGCAGUGAACCCUGAUGACAUGAUACAUAAGUUGUAUCUCGGCAACAAUAUACACAUCUAUGAAGGAUCCUUAUGCAUGGUAGUUGUUGACUACAAAGCAGACAAAUGCAUUUUUGAUGUGACAUCCCAGUGUGCAGUCCAGAUACACGGCCAUUUCAUGCUUAGGUGCAGAUGCUCAUUUUCUAUUGUUUUUCUGAUGGAGUUCACCAAUCAGCUUACGGAUCAAGUUAUGCAGAUUCUUUCUUCCUUGUGUUUGCUUGAGGUGUUGCCAACAUACGUAUCAGGUCAUACAUUCGAAGUUGACUUCAAUUUGAAUAAUGUGGCCACUGCAACUACAAAACAAUUGUUCAGCUGGGUCAUUUUGCAUGAUCAGAAUAUGCAUGGAAAUCUCAUGACUCUGGAACUGAAAGUGAAGGCUUAUAUGCAAAUGUGCUGGCAUUGGCAUCCCGACGUACUGCAGUCUACAAUAUGUGGGACCUCAAAAGAGAUGUCAGAGCUUACUUCCGAUAGAAUUCCUACAACUGGAAUUUUUUUCCAGGUUGGAACAAUUGUGGUAUCCUGGAGGUUGGCAAGUAACCCUUGUGCAUUCAAUUUGCACGCUAAAAUUGAUUGCAAGUGCUCGCUCUGUGAUGGACAUUAUGCCACCUCGGAGCAGAGGCGGUUUCAGUCCCGGGGCUCGUGUUUGCACUUGCCUGAUCAAAGAAAUGGAACUGUUUGAAGUGGUGCAGUGGAUGACUAGUAGUGCUCGCUCAAAAACAAUCAGCUUAGAAUACUACUUCCACCUACAGUACAGGUUGUUUGGGUUCAAGAUUCCUCAACUAUGUUGUGUGCUAACGCUUGAUGGAAUGGCCUGGGAUCCUGGGGGAUGUUUCACACUAAUGUUGAGGGGCGCUUGUUGUCUGACUUCUGGGCUGAGCAAGAAUGUUCUAUGUCAUUGUGGGAGCUCUAGUACUGAACUGCUAUCAACAUCCAUUGCUUGGGGACAAGCAAUGUUUUCUGGGGGCGGUAGUGUAACACCCGCACCUAGUCCAGAUUGGGCCAUGGGAUGUUGGGUCGUGGGUCAUAUGGACUUUGGGCCAGUAGGCCUAACCUGCAGCUACAAAAGACAAAGGUCGACAAUGAGAGAGAGUAUCGAACAGAACAAAAGCUUGGCCUUCUUCCUCCCCCAGCUACCUCCUCCCUCUCGUGCCAGACGAGUGUCUCCUAUCUCUCUAAUUCUCCUGCUACUCUACCUUGAUCUGUGCUCUUCCCAUCCUUGAUUCUUUUCUCUGAAUUGUAUCCUGUUGUGAACCUUUGUUUGGUGAAUAUAUUCAUACACUGGGAACACUUGUAUCCA
Aegilops tauschii subsp. strangulata is the source of this 2444-nucleotide messenger RNA. Lineage: Eukaryota; Viridiplantae; Streptophyta; Magnoliopsida; Poales; Poaceae. The record is from RefSeq and is a predicted model, not a curated record.